CAAAAGAGCUUCCUUGGACACUGGCUUGUGCCUUGUGCCUUGCCUUGGACACCGCCUAAACCAAGAACAGCUCCACGAACACAAAACCAAAACAACCAACAAAACAUCACACCUCCAAGACAACCCCCCUCGUUUCUAUUACAAACAACAAUUGACAACGAUUCGAUCCCAUGAUGGUCAAGUCUUCCAAUCCCAACACUCUGCGGUUUCUGUUUGGAUCUCUGGUGGUUCUUUCUGUACCCUACAUUUAUGUGACAGUCAAGACGGCAUCGGAAGCCAGCUUGAACGAAAUGGCGGCCAUUGUAGAUUCUCCCAGGUUGCUCUUGCAAACAACAACCUCAUCAUCCUCCCGUGCAGAUCCAAAAAUAGUCACAACAGCAGCUUCAGUAGUUGAGCCCGCUUGCGACAAUUUUUUCACCGUCUUGGCCAGUGCCUGGAUUCCCAGCGAAGGCAAUUGUUCCGAUGUCUACAAGAAAUAUCACGAUUUGAUUUUGGAACACGAUGCCUCCAUGGCACGCAUGAACAAGAAAUUGACCAUUUUCACCACUUGGUCGCCCGAAGAACUCCAACAGGGCUGCGGCGUGUUGGACAACUAUGUGACCAACUUGACGGGCCACGUCCAAUUGCAACAAUUCGAUCCAGAACCACUCUUGCUCAAACACGGCUUUACCGAUCAACACAUUGAUUGGAUGAAACACUGGAAAGAUGUUGCUCCACGAUUCCAUCAUGCCGUCACACGGUUAUCCGAUGUCUUUCGCAUUGUCUUGCAACGAGAAUUCGCCAUGGCAUAUGCCGAUUUGGAUCUCGUGUACCUGUUGGAUGAUCCACGCGUCUAUCUCACGGUCCCUAAUGUGGCCGUGCCGAUUUGGAGUGAAGAAAAGGGAGCCUUUGAAAUUCAAAACAGUGCCUUUUGCUUUUCCCAACCCCAACUCGACCGCCUCAUUGGCAAUGUCAAGGCAUUAAUGAAUUCCAAGGGAGAAACGCAGAAAACCAAAAACAGUUACAUGUACACGGCAUUUGGACCCAAUCUAUUCCAACAUUCCCUGCAGGGUAUGCAAACGCUGGGGCCCAUUCAACUGUAUUACACGCAUUCCGAUGAUCAUUGGAAACCACAAGAUGUGGCAGGAUUGUCCAAGGCAUACGGAGGAUUUGUCUGGUUGCAUCUAGACGCAUCCAAUAGAAGACGGAACUGGUACCAGAAUAAAAAACGAACGUACACCAUGCUGGUGGACGAAUUGAAGAGCAAGAUACAAAUUUCAGAGCUGGAGCAAGUACUGCCAGCUUUCGUUCUGCAAGCUGACAAACACCAAACACAACAAUAGAAAAGCAAAAAGGGCGAAAUGAUGUGGCGUGGCGUAACAUGCCUGUGGAACAACACAACAACAACCAAAACGACGGCUCCAAGUUACUCAGCAUUACAAUUAUCUAUCUAUUUUCGUUGGAUUUGAGCAUCUACUGCCUCUGCCAGAAUCUGCCGCUUGCCCUCUGGUUUCAGAGUGUACCAUACAACACAAACAUAUCCAAAUUCUAUUUUUCCGAACGAAAAGUUGCGCCAUGCCAGCCAAGCUGCGGGACUCCUUGCGCUUUGCCAGAGUUUCAAUGCGCAAAUCCUUCCUUGACCUGCUGUCCCUUGCUUCGCCCUCUUGUUCUAGCUCUUGUGCUAGCUCUUGUUCUCUUUUCUGCGCCUUUCUCUCCUGCCUCGUCAUUGCCUGCUUCUGCUCCGCAUUCAACUCGGCAGGACAUUUCGUUCUCUGCUCCUUCUCCACGACCUUCUUUUCGAUCCUUUCCGUUCGGUCCUUUUCUUCCUUCUUCCUCUGUUCUUGCCUCCGCGCCCUUAACUUGCUUUGGCGCCCCAUCACAUCAACGCACAACUCAACGUGCCGGUAUGGAAGAGACGAAUGGAAGAAGGGAUACAGAGCUCGUUGCUUGUCUGGUUGUCUCCUCUGAAGGCUCUUCGAAAAACGUUGGCUGCCCACCCAGUCACCUUCUCCCAAAAACCUGCCUGAGAUCUGUUCUACCGUCCAGGAUCAUUCAUUUUCAAGGUCUUGUUCGCUCCCGCUGACAGUACGACUGGACAGUACCGGUACCGUAGAGAAAGGGGGUGCCCUAUGUACAUGUUAUGUAUGCUAGAUCUGGUUGACUACUUUUGGAUUUUGUUUGUGUGAACU
Messenger RNA from Seminavis robusta, 2168 nucleotides. The record is from the annotation of a GenBank genome assembly. Lineage: Eukaryota; Bacillariophyta; Bacillariophyceae; Naviculales; Naviculaceae.